This is a messenger RNA of Pyricularia oryzae 70-15, 519 nucleotides long. RefSeq lists its product as uncharacterized. The coding region runs from base 1 to 519 and encodes 172 amino acids. The transcript has 2 exons. The record is from RefSeq and is a predicted model, not a curated record. Lineage: Eukaryota; Fungi; Ascomycota; Sordariomycetes; Magnaporthales; Pyriculariaceae.
AUGCUGCUCUUUGACGACAAGGACCGUUUCUCUGUAGGCCUUGCCCUUGCAUACCGCUUGUCAUUAGUCUCGGGCGCCAUCACCACCGGACUCGGGCAAGUCGUCGACACAAACAACCUUCUAUCAACCACGCCUCUAGAAACCGAGGAAUUUGCGGCCCCAAAACAAAAAAAUGAGCCCGUGAUAGUAUACGACGACUAUGCGACAGCCUCGAAGGAAUUCAAAGCUGCGCAUGCCGCCCGGAGGGGAGGGGCAUGUGGGAUUUCUCGUGGCAGGUUGAAAAAGGACAACCUCGAGCAUGUCCUCACCCCCAUCGGCGAGCACAAAUUCUCCGCCCCCACCAUGGAGCAUCCCCAUCCGACUGGAUUGCGGGAUGGAUGCAGCCGAGGAUGGCCGUGUGGCCAUCCACACGAGGCCCAACCAAGCCCUUUACUUGACGCCGACGGCACGCCAAGGACUAUCGACUUUGGGAGGAAUCCCGAGUUGAAAGCCGGUGGUAAACCCCGUCUCCAUUGUUAG